CCAAAAAAAAAAGAAUUGAGAAAGAAAAAAAACAUUUUUCCAUCUCUCUUCUCUCUCAUCUUUAAAGCAAUGGAUCGACAAGAUUCCGAUGACAUCAUGAAAUUUCUAGACGGCAUGGCUAGCUCCGACGAUGUUUUGUUUGGUUUUCUCGACGAAGGAAAUCAUUCACCGGAGGAUUACACUGACUCCAAUAACUUCGCCGCCGGGGAAGAAUCUGAUGCUGACGACUACGCCGCCGGUUCCAAUUCUGAAGAGAAUAAAAAGUUUUGGCAUGAACAAGAACAACUUCUCCAGGCGACACUUUAUAGGACAAGUUCAAUUGAGACAAAGAUUAGACAAGCAACGAAGGAAGCGUUGAAAGAAGUGAGAUCAAAGGGUUUGCAAUGUGUUUGUCGUAGACCCGUGACUGGCGGUUGCCGUCGCUGUUUGUGCGGCGAAGUAUCUCGCCGUCUCCGAGACGCCGGCUAUGAUUGCGUCAUCUCUAAAUCCAAGUGGAGAAGCAAUCAUGAGAUCCCUGCAGGUGAGCAUGAAUAUUUAGAAAUCGUGGACAAAUCUGGUUCAAAGAAAGGCGAGAUCCGGGUGGUGAUUGAGCUGUCUUUUAGAGCGGAGUUUGAGAUGGCGAGAGGCAGUGAAGAGUACAAGCGACUCAUCGGAAUAUUACCGGAGGUGUACGUCGGGAAAACAGAGAGACUAAAAUCAUUGAUAAAAAUAUUGUGCACGGCGGCAAAAAAGUGCAUGAAAGACAAGAAAAUGCACAUGGGUCCUUGGAGAAAACACAAGUACAUGCAGGCCAAGUGGUUCGGGACUUGUGAGAAAAAAUCUGUGACACCGGUUCUAGAGACGGAGACAAAUGAUGAUAGGUUUCCGAAGCCAAAGCAGAGGGUUUCUAUGUUGAAUUAUGGUCUUUUUGGUGGUUUAUCUACCGGAAUGGAUUGUCCGACUGCCUUAGCGGUCGUCUGAUUAUAUAUAAUUAUAGACUUACAAAUGCAAUAAGUUAGGGGAAAGUGAAAUGAGUUUCCCAUUUUGUGUGUCCCAAACAGGGCAACUUAUUGGACCAUUAUAGUAUAUACGGCGUUAUUUUAACUAAGAUACAUUUUAAUUUCACUGGUUA
Eutrema salsugineum is the source of this 1111-nucleotide messenger RNA. RefSeq lists its product as uncharacterized. NCBI's taxonomy places the organism in Eukaryota, Viridiplantae, Streptophyta, Magnoliopsida, Brassicales, Brassicaceae. Bases 70 to 960 code for a protein of 296 amino acids. The record is from RefSeq and is a predicted model, not a curated record. The transcript has 3 exons.